AUGGCCAAGACAACCAAGAGGGUAAGAAGAGCCCAUCAAGGGAGUUCAAGCAAAAACACCUCUCCCAAAACUCCCCGACUUAAGGUCAAGUCUAAGAAAUCAAGACACCUCCCCCUUCAGGACCAUUAUCCCAAAGUGAAGGAGACACGGCACCGAAACGAACAUGAGCCCAGGACAACCGUGAAGGUGAAGAGACCCCUUCCAGGCAGCUCAAGGAAGAAAGCCUCUCCGAGAACUCCCCGUCCUUCAACCAAGUCUAAGCGAUCGAAAGGCCCCAUCCUCUAUGGCCAUUACCACAGGCUGCAAGAGACACUGAAGCGAUACGAAAACGAGCCAGAGGAAGACCAGGAGCAGAAGCCCACCACUUCGAACAGCUUCUGGUCCAGCUGGGGCUUCUGA
Messenger RNA from Pipistrellus nathusii (Nathusius's pipistrelle), 399 nucleotides. Lineage: Eukaryota; Metazoa; Chordata; Mammalia; Chiroptera; Vespertilionidae. The record is from the annotation of a GenBank genome assembly.